AUGGCGGUUCCCCCCGCCCGGGAUUGGUUCCACUGCAAUCGCUGCUACCGCCAGGAAGGCGCCCGCUUCUCCGUCACCAGCUGCGGGCACGUCCUGUGCGAGGCCUGCCUGGGUGCAGGGCCGUGCCCCAUCUGUGCUGCUGUGUGCCGUCGCUUCCCCAUCCCCGAGCAGCUGGAGGAGGCGCUCUUCUUAAAGAGCCCCGCCGCCAUCGCCCGGCAGCGCUUGGCACACAUCUCUCAGGCCUGGCGCUUCCAGCAGGCACAGGUGGACCUGCUGCUUGCCUCCCACCGUGACGCAGCGCGCCGGGCUGAGGCGGCUCUGCGGGACACCCGGCGGGCGUUGGACUCCAAGCAGAGGGAAGCGGAGGCGCUGCGGAGGGAGAACGGGGAGCUGCGGAGGCACCUGCGGGAGGCUGAGGUCUCCCCUACCUGGCGGUCAAGCAGGAGCAGCACUCCUCGGCCCAUUGGCAUCACUUCCCCAGCUACGACAGUCACCCCACAGCCUCGGCGGCAGCUCAGCGGGCAGGUGGUGAGCCGCUCGGCCUCACUGGAGUUCCCCUCAGCCAGCAGCACCCCGACGUGGCUGGGUGAGCCCCCAAACCUGCUGCACGUGCCGCCUCCUCGCCCAGCUGGCUCCCAAACCACAUCCCUCUGGGCUGCACACUGCACCCCCACCUCUGCAUUCCUGCAGCCCGACCCUUUUAUCCCCGUGCCUGUAGCCCUGCCCCCUGCCCAGAGCCCCUUCACACCCCUGACCCCUGCGCCCACUCCCCAGCUUUGGCUUCCCCACCGUUCUCUUGAUUCCACCCCUUUCCAGCCUUGCCCCUCUCCCCCACAGCCCCAUCUCCAGGCUCCACCCCCAGUCUGGCCCACAGGUGAGUGGUGCAGGGUGGGCUUGGGGAUGCGCUUUCUGGGCACCCGGGAUGUCCCUGUGCCCACUAAAGCCCCCAUCUGCCCAGGGCUUCCCUGCUGGCUUCCCGUACUCCGCUGUGGGGUCCUUUCACCACUCCGCCGCUGCUGCUCCCCGUCCCGCCCGCUGAGCCCCAGCACUUUCUGUCCGCCGGCCUGCAGCCCCGCCGUGGCUGAGCCCACCAUGGCCUGGCCUCGACCAAGCUCGUAUUGCAGCACUGCCGUGUGCGGCUCAAAGAAGCGCCUUCUGGAGUGCUGGUGGCAGCCCUGCAUUGUCCAGCAGCGUGGGAUCAUCGCUGCCAUUUUGGAGUUCUGUGGGAUGUUCUGGGGCUGCCUGAGGGGUUCGCUGCUCCCCCAUGGGGCACCGCACCCCUCCAGGCCUGACUUCCACCUCCUGCUUAGCAUCACCGUGCAGGCCAAGGUAAGCUUGGAGCCAGGGAACCUUGUGGAGACAGAGCCUGGCUGGGGCAAGCCCAAAAACCUAAUGCUGGGGAUGCCAAGGCCCAAUGGAAGCUCCUGUAGGAGCUGUGCCCUGUGUGAAAGGACCUCCUGGAGGGAACCCCAUGGCCCCAUAGAAGCUUCUGCUGAGCAAAUUUUGCUCAUGGGGAUCCUUAGGUCCUAUGGUGGGAACCUAAGGCUAGGUGUAGGACUCAUGGUGGGAACCCACAGCUACAUAAAAGCUUCCAGAGGGCUGAUUUCUGCUUGAAGAGAGGGAUCCAUGGAAGGACCCCAAGGACAUGUAGAGGUGUCAUGGCACACUUAAGGCCAUAGAGGGACGCCCAUGGAGCUGACCCUUACCCACCACAUCCCCUCAGCCCUGUGUCCAGCCCCAGACCCUGCAGUUUGACCAUGGUGUGUUAUCAUGGUGGUGGGAUCAUGGCCACCUGCCCAUAAGGGUGCCCACAUACAGCUGGUGGCCACCAGUCUGCUAUCCUGUUUGUCCCUGCAGGGCUCUACUAUGCAGGCAGUGAGGGCACCCACGUGGCUGGCUGAGCUCUUGUGGUGGGCCUGGGCCCCACCUGCAGCACCCUGGGCUG
This is a messenger RNA of Centrocercus urophasianus (Greater sage-grouse), 1945 nucleotides long. Its product is annotated as caskin-1-like. The transcript has 10 exons. Gene Ontology annotation, molecular function: SUMO transferase activity. Gene Ontology annotation, biological process: reciprocal meiotic recombination; homologous chromosome pairing at meiosis; protein sumoylation. NCBI's taxonomy places the organism in Eukaryota, Metazoa, Chordata, Aves, Galliformes, Phasianidae. The record is from RefSeq and is a predicted model, not a curated record. Gene Ontology annotation, cellular component: synaptonemal complex. The coding region runs from base 1 to 1614 and encodes 537 amino acids.